Messenger RNA from Cyanidioschyzon merolae strain 10D, 1611 nucleotides. RefSeq names its product similar to mitochondrial magnesium transporter Mrs2p. The record is from RefSeq and is a predicted model, not a curated record. The coding region runs from base 1 to 1611 and encodes 536 amino acids. Gene Ontology annotation, biological process: magnesium ion transport. Lineage: Eukaryota; Rhodophyta; Bangiophyceae; Cyanidiales; Cyanidiaceae. The transcript has a single exon. Gene Ontology annotation, molecular function: magnesium ion transmembrane transporter activity.
AUGCGUGAGCGCCUCCCCAGUCCAGGCCGUUCGGGAACGCCUGCGCUGCAGUCUACGCGUGGGCACGAUUCGCUGCAGCGGCUGCGCGUUCGGCCGGCGAGUUUUUCACAAACUAGCAGUGCAGCCGACGUACCAACUAGUCCUUUAGUGCUACCACCACUCGUUGGUGGCAUGCAGCAAGGUGUUUCGGAUUUUGGAAGAGCCUCAACUGGUCGGGGCCCUCUGUCUAGUGACGCGCCGCCUCCAAGCAAUCGAACCGUCGGAAUAGGCGGAUCCGAAGGGGUACAGAAAGGCGAUGACGAGGGCCAGGACGGCUUUUUCAUAGGUAACAACCUGUUUCUCGCAAAAGGCCUCACAACAGCCGCCGCUUUGGCGGACGAACAACUGACGGGCGCGGCGCCUAGCCGGCUGGGCCCCAGCGGAAACGGCGAAAAUAACCCACUGACGCUGAGACGAACGCUUUCCUGUAUAGAGAUAGACCCGUUUGGAAAAGCACAAGUACGCGUUUACACUCGAGAGGAACUCAUUCGAGAGCUGCGUUCAGAGUCCGUUACCGGGAACACUGCGGUCGACGUGGUCGAGCUUGCCUUCAUCCGAGGCGAUGCCCGCGAAGAGUCGCAAAUGUCUGGCGCGCUGGAUCUGGCGCCGGUGACUGGUGGAAAUCGACGCACCAAGUCAUCAAAAUCGAAGAAGAGGACCAAGUACGGCCCGAUCCAGUCUCGCGAUCUACGGUUGUUGGACCCGGCGUUCAGUGUGGAGCCGGCCUUGCAUGUACGCGAUCACGUCAUUCUCGCGGUUUUCGAUAAUCAUAUCCGAGCUGCAAUCCAGUCGCAUCGCCUGUUUAUUUUUGAUCACGAGUCCAAAAGAGCGCGACGGGCUACUGAGUUCGUUGUGCAACGACUCUCCCGAGUGUCAGCCGAGGAGGCGGUGCCCUUUGAGUUCGUUGCGCUGGAGGCGCUUCUCAUGGCCACUUGUGCGGACAUAGAAUGGAUGAUGAGAAACGUGGAGCCAUUAAUUGAGCGUGAACUAGGAGUUCUUUCAAGAGAUCUGCGACGGAGUAAUAUCGAACGGCUCCGGGUCGAUGAGCGCAGGCUCUCUCUUCUGCUUUCCCGAGCGCGGAAUUUCGAGCACCUGCUCGAGGACAUCCUCGACGAGGACGAGGACAUGAGCCACAUGUACUUGACCGAAAUGCGUUACCAUCCGGAAAAGUAUCGUCUUCCUACCGAUCACGAAGAUGUGGAGCUGUUGCUCGAGAACGCGCUGCAGACGGUGCAGAGUCAGGUUCGUCGAUUGGAGCUGCUCGAUGCCGGCAUCAAUAACCUUGAGGAGAUUCUGGAAAUCAAACUGGAUAUAUCUCAGAAUCGCAUCUGGUCGUUUAAUAUUUUCGUGCACCUUUGCGUGGCGACAUUCUUCUUAGCUGCAAUACCUGCUGAUUUUUUCGGAAUGAACUUGCAAAUACCGCCUGACAAGGAUCCGAAUGUAUUCUGGCCGUGGUUGCUGGUUUUUGGAUUGAAUAUGGGCUUGGCGGUGGCCUUCUUUUCGCUUGCCAUGCUGUUUCUUAAGCGACGACGAUUGCUCUUUGGUCUCUUUAAGCGCCAUCCGAGUGACUAG